Molecule: messenger RNA, 705 nt
Organism: Lolium perenne
Lineage: Eukaryota; Viridiplantae; Streptophyta; Magnoliopsida; Poales; Poaceae
Product: protein ALP1-like
Source: RefSeq, a predicted model, not a curated record
AUGUUAGGGAGCAUCGAUUGCAUGCAUUGGCAGUGGAAGAACUGCCCAGUGGCGCAUGCCGGUCAAUUCACAAGGGGAGACAUCAAACACCCUACCAUAAUCUUAGAAGCCGUUGCGUCGUAUGAUCGUUGGAUCUGGCAUGCCUUUUUUGGAGUGGCCGGGUCCAACAACGACAUCAAUGUACUCAACCAGUCGCCGUUGUUCACUGAUGUGCUUAGGGGAGAAGCACCCAUAGUGAACUUCACGGUGAAUGGACACGAGUACAACUAUGGUUACUACCUUGCCGACGGCAUCUACCCCUCCUGGCCGGUGUUCAUGAAAGGUGUUACUCUUCCACAAAGUGAAAAGCAUCGACUGUUCACUGCUGCUCAAUCAGCUUGGCGCAAAGAUGUGGAGUGUGCCUUUGGAGUGCUGAAGGCUAGGUUCAACAUUCUAGCAAUUCCGGGACGCUCGUACUCGAGGCGUACUCUUGGGUUGAUCAUGCGUGCAUGUGUCAUUCUGCACAACAUGAUCAUCGACGAUGAGCGUGAUACAAAUUUGGAGAACAUCUAUGAGACAGUUGAUUCCAAUGUCGGCCCUGCGAUACACAACCAUGCACCACCAAGCCUAGCAGCCAGGAUUCAGAUGGACAACGAAAUGAGGGACUCACCGAUGUAUACACAGCUCCAGCAUGAUUUGAUUGAGCAUGUGUGGGCUAAUGCCUAG